CUGGACAUCUGUGAGAUUGUUGACAUGACUGUUGGGAGCAGACAUAAUUUUUUUUGAGUUUCAAGUAAGUCACUUCCUUCUGUUAGGCGGACGAAAAGUUCUGUGAUUUCAUAGAAAGUUUUCGAAUUACUAGUGUUAGUAAGCAUUUACGUGGGAGUGAAAAGUUUGAACAUUCAGAGGCGUUAUUGUGUCAAAUUUCAUCGGCAGGUUCGUGGCUUUUCAAUCUCAUAGUGACACCCUGUUCCUGGAGCCGAAUUUUUCAAUUAGCUUCCUGCUGUCAUUUGAGACACUUUACGGUUUAAAAUAGGACAGCUGCAAGACACCGUUUUAUCCACAUCUAUUUUCCUAAGAAUCAUAGUUGAAAUUCUUUAACUCAGUGUCUGCAUCCUGCCAAGCUGUCAGUCUUGUCACUAGAAGUAAUCAUCUCGAUGUCCAAGUAGGAAGUAGGAACUCACGAUCAGCGGCCAGGAUCUUGCAUAAUCAUUGAUUUUCUAACAUAAAAUACCAGAAUUGUCAGUAGUAAUCUACUAUCCACUAAGAAUUACUGUUCCCGUAAUCUUUUGAAGGCAGUUAGUGGUGCUCUUCAAUGUGGCUUGACUCCCACUGCACUGCGCCCCAUUCAUUGAUUUGAACUUCAAAUGUGAAUUUCCAUUCUUGCCAACAUGAACGAUGAACAACAACCAGUUGCCCGGAAGGUUGUUACUCGAUUCCAUCAAUUCCAUGGCAACAACAUCCAGCUUCUGGAAGAUAACACAGUCGCUUACCGCAAAUCGAGUUUUGCCAAUGCAUUGACGUUUAGUGAGAAACCCCUUCUUCCGGGUGAAAUAUUCCUGAUUGAAAUAGAGAAAAACGAACGAGGAUGGAGUGGAUACAUGAGAUUAGGAUUGACACAAUUAGAUCUGGAAAAACAGUAUGCUGAUGGACAAUGUCCACCGCAGUAUGCCCUACCAGAUUUGACAAAUACCAGCACUUCCUGGGUUUAUGCAAUUACGAAGACACAGAAUAAUGUUUAUGAACUAGAUAACUUUAGUAGUGGCGUGUCCAGAACGAAUCAAGAAGACUCUCCAAAGCAUUUACUCGGGGAUGACAACAACAUCAAAACAUCACGUGGAACUAUUCCGAGGUGCAUUCUUAGACCUUCAUCUGUAGGUUUCUCGCAGGAAAUUUUACCAACUGAUGUUGGUAGCAGGAUUGGUGUAAUGUACAUUCCAAAUGAGCAGGGUGACAAGGAUGUUGCUGAGAUGCAUUUCAUCAUCAACGGAGAGGAUCAAGGAGCGUGCUAUGCCCAUAUUCCGUACAAGAAAGCUCCUCUUCACGCUGUAGUAGAUGUCUAUGGAACAACCAAACAAGUCAAAAUUGUCCAAAUUUAUGGAAUUGCUUCUUUGCAGAGCGCUUGCAGGGAUGCCAUUCUGCAGCAUUUAACAAAUCAAGCCGUCUCCUCUCUACCUUUACCGAAGGCUCUGAAAGAGUAUCUUCUAUAUCAGUCAUAAAUACUAUUAUUCUUUUAGUUUUGUAUAAUGUACUUUAAUGUUAUUAUUUAACUGAAAGAAUGUACAUAGCUUGCUACAUUAACAUGAGUCAUGCCAGAAAAAUUUUCCAGUUAAGCUUUUGCUAGUUCGUACUAAGUAUCAGUCAGUCAUUGGUGCCCUAGAGAUUUUGGCAACUGAAAAUUAAAGGAGUCUUGCUUAACUUAUUUGGUUUUAAACGAUUUUAAGAGAGAUUUUUGGCCGUCUUCAUCUGGAGAAAGACAGCCUUUCAGUCAUUAUUGUGAUAGUAAAAAAUACUUUUGUCCGUUUUCAAUUUUAAGAAGUCUGAAGUCUAUUAUUUUAGAAUAAUAAACCUACCCUGAAUAUUUAAAAUUAA
Messenger RNA from Bemisia tabaci, 1863 nucleotides. RefSeq names its product neuralized-like protein 2. Gene Ontology annotation, molecular function: ubiquitin protein ligase activity. The record is from RefSeq and is a predicted model, not a curated record. Gene Ontology annotation, biological process: intracellular signal transduction. Lineage: Eukaryota; Metazoa; Arthropoda; Insecta; Hemiptera; Aleyrodidae.